Mytilus trossulus (common blue mussel) is the source of this 1572-nucleotide messenger RNA. Its product is annotated as zinc finger protein 234-like. Lineage: Eukaryota; Metazoa; Mollusca; Bivalvia; Mytilida; Mytilidae. Gene Ontology annotation, cellular component: nucleus. The transcript has 2 exons. Gene Ontology annotation, biological process: regulation of transcription by RNA polymerase II. Gene Ontology annotation, molecular function: DNA-binding transcription factor activity, RNA polymerase II-specific; sequence-specific DNA binding. The record is from RefSeq and is a predicted model, not a curated record. The coding region runs from base 304 to 1455 and encodes 383 amino acids.
GGCUCUGAUAUACCUAUAUAUCUUAUAAGGGAAGAACCAGUUAAACCAACAUAACAAAAAAGAAUAAACAUCACUUUGGCAGUUGUGAGAUUUAUCAAGGAUUUGUAUAGUUAGACUAACUAUACAAAUCCUUGGAUUUAUCAACAACGUGUUUACUAAUUUAUUUUAAAAAAUACAUGAUGGAGAGAUCUUCAGCAAGUGAAAACAAAAUUAGGUAAUUUUUAAUAGAGUACUGGGGUAGAUAGACAAUCACACUUUCAACUUAUAAGUCUAUGUAAAGCUUAAAAUCAAAUCUAGAGCAGUAUGGAAGAUCCUACCGAAGAUACAGAUGAACAACAUUCCGGCAAUGAAUUUGUACAAGUGAAAGAAGAACCUUUAGAAAUGGACGAAAAUUGUCAAGAUGAGGUUGAUUUUAUGAACUUGAUGGCUAGCACUGAAACUGAUACGAACAUGAUUAAUACCUCUGUAACUUCCAAUAUUGAGGCUCCUGUGACAGCUAAUUCUACUGAUGAUUACACUGAAAAGACUUUAUUUUUAUGUGACACAUGUUUACAACCUUUCACCAACAAGACAAAUCUACGAAAACAUAUGCGUAUACAUGAUAAAAUAAAACCCUAUAAAUGUGACAUAUGUGGAUGGGCCUUUGCAAUGAAACAGAACAUGCAAUUUCAUCGUCGCAUACAUACGGGAGAACGUCCCCAUCAAUGUUCUGUAUGUGGUAAAACUUUUAAUCGAUCACAUCAUGUUGUUCGUCAUAUGGCUAUUCAUUCUGCUUCUAAAAAACAGUUUAAAUGUGAAAUAUGUGCAUUGGAUUUUCAUAGAAAAGACCAUCUUCAAGUACACAUGAAAACACACGAACCACCGAAUUCUCGUGUAAAAAUGUGCCCUUACUGUGGAAAAUGUUAUAAAGUUGGUUCAAGUUUGGAAAAACACAUAAAGGACUUACACAGUGAGAAAAAUGAAAUUCCAGAAAUUACUAAAACAGAUACGAUUGGAGAAAAAACUUAUGAAUGUGGGGAAUGUGGAAAGCUAUUUGCUCAAUUAAAGCAUCUUGAAAGUCACAUGUUAACACAUUCAAUAUUACCCGAGAUCCAUGAAUGUAAUGUGUGUAGUAAAAGUUUUAGCACAAUUAAACUCCUCAAAGAACAUGACCAUUGUAAAAAAUCUCGCAAAAAAACAAAAGAAGAUAAGAGUAGAAAUUGUAUAUUUUGUGGAAAAAUAUUUAAGGGAGACAAAAGAUUAGAAAAUCAUAUUAAUAAAAAACAUCGGGAAGAGUAUAAUACUUGUGGAAUGGGAGGAGCAAAUAAAAGUGAGAGUUCACAAUUAGAGAAUUUAAAGGAAAAAAGAAAUGAAGAAGUUUUAAUGGAUGAAACCAGUAACCAAUGUAACGAUGAAACAAAUGCUGAGUUUGAUACCAUGGAUGUUAUCAUUAAAGUUGAACCAGAGGAAAAUUGACUAAAGAUAUGUGUGUAACAAUUGUUAAACCUAUAGGUACCGUACAAAUGUAUCAACUUAUUAAUUAUCAUCAUACCUGCCAACUUUUCAAAAUGCCCAUGAGGUUUUUGCGUGCAA